Fonsecaea erecta is the source of this 381-nucleotide messenger RNA. RefSeq lists its product as hypothetical. The record is from RefSeq and is a predicted model, not a curated record. NCBI's taxonomy places the organism in Eukaryota, Fungi, Ascomycota, Eurotiomycetes, Chaetothyriales, Herpotrichiellaceae. The transcript has 2 exons. Bases 1 to 381 code for a protein of 126 amino acids.
AUGUCUACCCAGGUAUCUUAUAACAACGCCGACACCGCCUCAGAGCUUGUUGACGCAGUCCUGUCGAAUUUUCCUCGACUCAGCGCAAUUCCAAGUUUUAUGGCGUAUGCGGCACAUUGCGACGCGGCCAUACCGAUUCCCUUCAUGUGGACUACCGAGCGCGCUUUGAAGGAGAGAUCGUACAAAAACGUCAAGGCUAACGUCAAGAUCGCAUUGUUUGUCAAGAGAGCCAUGUACGCUAUAUUUUAUCAUAUUCACGCAAGGAACCCUAUAAUUCUCGAAAACGAGCCCAAAUUCAUUGAUCCGAAGAAGCUUACGAGCUUCAGGACCGCUGCUGUCCAUGCCAGGGAGUCCAUCCUCGGGACCAACCGUAUAUUGUGA